AUGCCACGUCACCAAUCUGUGCCAUGCUGGCAGGCAGCGGUGCGGGCUCUCCUCCUCCAGGGGCUGGUGGACGAGGAGCCCAAGGUCCAGUCAGCUGUGGGCCUCGCGAUUGCACACGUGGCAUCCUGUGAUUGGCCGGAGGUGUGGCCGGAGCUGAUGGAUCAUCUCAUGGCCGCCCUGGCCGACACUGCUCACCCCAACAGAGUGGCAGCGGCAGUGGAGUGCCUGUCGCUAUUUGCAGAGGAGAUUGAUGACACACAGCUGCCUGCGCUUGUGCCCAAGCUCUUCCCACCCAUCUUCGCCAUCGUUUCCAACCCCAACCAGGCGUACCGCCCAUCGGCGCGCAGGGGCGCUCUGAGCGUGCUGAGAGCCACCGUGGCCACCCUGGGCAUCAUGAGCGCUGUGUACCAGGAGGAGAGCAAGGCAAUCAUCAGCGAGUCGCUACCUGCGUGGGUGGCGCAGUUUGCUGCCAUCCUCUCCUCGCCUCUCUCACAACACGACCCCCAAGACUGGGGCAUCAGGAAAGAGGUGCUCCGCUGCUUGACUCAGCUCAUUCAACAUUUCCCUGCGCUGUUGGAAUCAACAAUGCCAGGCAUCCUAGCAGCACUGUGGCAGAGCUAUGUGUCAGGCAUCCCUCUGUAUGAGCGACUGCUGGUGGCUGGACUGCCGCUCCUGCCCCCCGCUGCUGCUGCAGCCGGGGAUGCAGGGGCAGCAGGGGUAGCUGCCAGCAGUGACAAUGCACAGGCAGGAGCGGGGGCAGGGGGAGCAGCAGAGGGAGGUGGGGAUGGAGGAGAGGGGUAUGAGUCAGCAGCAGACGAGCUCUCUGCGCUUGCCAUUCAGGCCUUUGAGUUCCUCCUGACACUUGCAACCAACUCCAGAUUCCAGAAGGGGCUGCAAGGUACAACAGAGGCGCUGGUCUACUUCGCCAUAGCCUACAUGCAGAUCACCGCAACUCAGGAGGAGGAGUGGCAGCGUGACACUAACGAGUUUGUCUCAGAGGAGGACGAUGAGGCCAUCAGCUGCCGCACCUCCGCUGCUGCGCUGCUGGAGGAGCUAGUGGCGGAGUUCAAGGAUGAGGCAGUGCAGGGCAUAUCCACGGCGGUGCAGAGGCGGCUGGGAGACACGGUGGUGAACCCCACAGAGCAUGCUCCCGCGUGGUGGAAGUUGCGUGAGGCAGCCAUCUUUGCUGCUGGUUCAGUUGCCGACACGUUUCUUCAGUACGAGAUGGAGGGCAAACCAGUCUUCGACUCAAAGGCCUUUCUCGAUGCUCUGCUCCUGCAUGAUCUGGGCCCAAAUGGAGCAGUCAACUUCCCCUUCCUCUAUUGUCGCUGUCUCUGGGCUGCUGCUAGGUUCGCCUCUGACGCACCGACAGAGAAGAAGGUGCAGCUGCUGCGCGUGGCUGCAGAGGCUCUCAGCCAGGACAGGCCGCUGGUGAUCCGCAUAGGGGCGUGCCGAGCGCUGUCGCGCCUGGCGCCCAACAUGCAAGCGGAGGACCUCAGGCCCGUGCUGCCCGCCAUCUACACCGGCAUCAGCCACAUGCUGCCCGAGGUAUCGGAUGACACGCUUCAUCUCGCCCUUGAGCUGCUCACUGCUGUCGUCCGUUCAGACGCGGAGGUGACAGCACAGAUGGAGCCGGUGGUAACAUCGGCGCUGCUGGGCAUAUGGGCGGAGCACGUGAACGACCCGGUGAUCAGCUCUGAUACCAGUGACGCCCUCGAGGCCAUGGCCGACCUCCCUGCCUGCAUCGACUCCAUUUUGCGCAAAGCCAUCCCCCCUCUCUCCACCAUUUUCUCCAAGCCAGAGGAGCAACCCAACGGUUUGGUGGCAGGAGGCAUGGAGCUGCUGACAAUGCUUCUCAAGCGCACCCCCCCACCGCUGGUGCGGCCAGUGUUCGAUGCGCUGUUUGCACCGCUAGCAGCAGUGGUGCUGCAGUCAGACGAUCACACGGAGCUGCAGAACGGGGCGGAGGCGCUGGCCAUGUUUGUGCGCAAGGGAGGGGAGGAGCUGGUGGCUGGCAGUGCUGACCCCGAUGCCACCAUGAAGACCCUGCUCGAUGCUGCCGCCAAGCUUCUAAGCCCACAGCUGGAGCCGUCAGCAUCCCUCUUUGUGGGGCCACUGUUGGUGCAGCUGAUCCGCCGCGUGCCCUCGCGCAUGGCACCGCACCUGCAGGCGCUGGUGGCGGCCAUCGUGCACCGCAUGGCUGCCAAGCGCAUGCCCUCGCUCUCCGUCUCGCUUCUACUGGUCUUUGCUCGACUGGUGCACUGGGCAUCACCGGACGUGCGCCCGCUGCUAGAUCUGCUCUCAUCGAUGCCCCUGCCCGGCCACCCAUCGGCCCUCCACUUCCUGCUCUCCGAAUGGGCCAUGUACCACAGGGACAUACACGGGGUGUAUCACAGCAAGGUGGCGUCAGCAGCGCUGGCGCUGCUGCUGGCCUCACGGGACCCGCGCCUCCUGCAAGUGCCCGUGCAGGGCCGGCUGGUGGCGACGUCCAAAGGCGUUGUGACUCGGUCGCGAGCACGAGUGGUGGCGGACAAGUGGACAGAAAUGGCGUUUCCAGCCAAGGGCCUGUCACUGCUGGCGGGAGUGUUGCUGGAGGCAAAGGAGGAGGGCGAGCAGGCAGAUGCAUUGAGAGGGGAUGGAGACAUAGACGAGGAGGACGAGGAGGGAAGUGAGGAGGAGGGGGGGCACGGCAAGGGAAGGGAGGGGCUGGAUGCAGGCCUGCCACCAGUGUUUGCUUCAGCUGAGCUCUUCUCCCACCUGCUGGACCAAGAGUUUGGUGAGGAUGCAGGGGAUGACGACGGCGAUGCUCAAGACGACCCACUCAACCAGAUCAACCUGCCUGUACUAAUUGCUGACGUCAUCAGACAGCUGGCAACUCAAGAUCCAACAACCAUGGGGACCAUGGCUGAAGUCCAAGAGCAUCUAAAGGCGCUUAGCCGAGACUAUGUGUGCGAACCGUUCCUAGAGUAUCGAACCGUGUCUGGUGUCGCUGGUCCCUUGGUCAUUUUGGAAAAAGUGAAGGGUCCCAAGUUCCAGGAGAUCGUCAACUUGAGGCUCGCGGAUGGAGAGAUUAGACGAGGUCAAGUUCUUGAGAUCGAUGGAGACAAAGCCGUUGUUCAGGUCUUCGAGGGGACCUCUGGCAUUGAUAACAAGCAUACGACAGUCGAGUUCACUGGCGAGGUGUUGAAAACGCCCGUGUCCAUCGACAUGCUUGGUCGCAUUUUCAACGGAUCUGGCAAACCCAUUGAUGAUGGGCCUCCCAUUCUUGCCGAAGCAUAUCUCGACAUUGCCGGCAGUUCCAUCAACCCCAGUGAGCGAACAUAUCCCGAAGAAAUGAUCCAGACGGGUAUUUCGACCAUCGACGUCAUGAACUCGAUCGCUCGCGGACAAAAGAUUCCCCUCUUUUCCGCCGCUGGUCUUCCACACAAUGAAAUUGCCGCACAGAUUUGUCGGCAAGCAGGCCUUGUGAAGCCGUUGGAGAAGAAGGAUGAUCUGCUGAAGGACGAUGAGGAAGAUAACUUCGCCAUUGUGUUCGCCGCUAUGGGAGUUAACAUGGAGACUGCUGCGUUCUUCAAGCGAGACUUCGAAGAGAAUGGCUCAAUGGAGCGUGUGACGCUUUUCCUCAACCUGGCCAACGACCCUACCAUUGAGCGCAUUAUUACUCCUCGUAUUGCGCUUACAACCGCUGAGUACCUUGCCUACGAGUGUGGGAAGCACGUGCUUGUGAUCUUGACGGACAUGAGUUCAUACGCUGAUGCGCUUCGUGAGGUUUCUGCUGCGCGUGAGGAAGUGCCUGGGCGUCGUGGUUACCCUGGUUACAUGUACACUGAUCUUGCGACCAUUUAUGAGCGUGCUGGGCGUAUUGAGGGUCGCAAGGGCUCCAUCACCCAGAUUCCUAUUCUGACCAUGCCUAAUGACGAUAUCACUCACCCUAUCCCCGAUCUUACUGGUUACAUUACGGAGGGACAAAUCUACAUUGACAGACAGCUGCACAACAGACAGAUUUAUCCUCCGAUCAACGUGUUGCCGUCUCUGUCUCGUCUUAUGAAGAGUGCUAUUGGAGAAGGGAUGACCCGCAAGGAUCAUGGUGAUGUCUCCAAUCAGCUCUAUGCCAACUACGCCAUUGGUCGUGAUGUGCAAGCCAUGAAGGCUGUUGUUGGAGAAGAAGCUUUGUCAUCUGAAGAUCUGCUUUACUUGGAGUUCCUGGACAAGUUCGAGCACAGAUUCGUCACCCAGGGAGCCUACGAUGCUCGUGACAUCUACCAGUCUCUGGAUCUCGCAUGGACCCUUCUGCGCAUCUUCCCCCGCGAGAUGCUUCGUCGUGUAUCACCCAAGAUCCUGGAUGCCUUCUACAGCCGUGACUCGGACCACUGA
This is a messenger RNA of Closterium sp. Naga37s-1, 4374 nucleotides long. Lineage: Eukaryota; Viridiplantae; Streptophyta; Zygnematophyceae; Desmidiales; Closteriaceae. The record is from the annotation of a GenBank genome assembly.